Molecule: messenger RNA, 5118 nt
Organism: Priapulus caudatus
Lineage: Eukaryota; Metazoa; Priapulida; Priapulimorpha; Priapulimorphida; Priapulidae
Product: AT-rich interactive domain-containing protein 4B-like
Exons: 27
Coding region: 123-4991 (1622 amino acids)
Biological process (GO): regulation of transcription by RNA polymerase II
Cellular component (GO): nucleus
Molecular function (GO): transcription cis-regulatory region binding
Source: RefSeq, a predicted model, not a curated record
UCGAGUUUUCCUGGUUUGUGUAAUCCACAAAUGAUAAAUCAGCUGAUUUGUGGUCAGAUUUUAUUAAUGAUUGCGUGACGUAAAAGCGAGUGGACUUGAAAUUAAUAAGGCGCCAAGAAUUCAUGGCCGGUCUCUCGCAUGACCCGCCAUUCCUGUCGGUCGGCACAGAGGUGAGCGCCAAGUACCGUGGCGCGUUCUGCGAGGCCAAGGUAAAGAAGGUGCAGAGACUCGUCAAAUGCAAGGUGCAGCCGACGGAAGCAGGGACCUCAUUCAUCGUCACAGAUGACGCUGUCAAGGGCAAUCUCAUGGUCGGCUCACGCGUGGAGGUGAAACAUGCCGAGACAAAUCGCUAUGUAGAGGCGACCAUUCAGCGCCUCACCGACUGUAGUCAGUACACCGUAGUAUUUGACGAUGGGGACGAAACGACACUGAGAAGAAGCUUGCUGUGUCUGAAAGGUGACAAGCACUUCCACAAGAGUGAGACUCUGGAUGAGUUGCCCCUCACCGAUCCGGAGCGAUUCGGAACGCCGGUAAUCAACAAGAAGUCGAGGAAGAGGCGGCGAUUCGGAGGAUCGGCGAGCAGCAGUGAGGAGAGCUCAGAUGACGAGGGACCACCGCAGAAGAAGAUCGUGCUGCAGCCGCGCUACAUCAAGGACAUGGGCAAGGUCGUUGUCGUCAACGUUGACGACAAGCGACGCAACUACACGUGGUUCCCGGCGCUCGUCGUCUCGCCCGCCGUGACAGCAGAGGGCGCUAACCUAGACAUGAAGACGCAGUGGAUAGUGCGCUCAUUCAAGGACGGCAAAUAUCACACUGUUGAGAAGAAGAAAACGAAAGAGUUCAGCAAGGACUUUCUGAAGAAAGAUGAUUCGAGUGGCAUGAAACAAGCGAUAGACAAGGCCCUUGUCUACAUGGAGAGGAAAGACUUGCCUCCCAACUGGGACAUCAGGGAGCUGCUCAGCAAGGGAGGGGACGACGACGCCUCCACGUCGGAGAGCUCGGGUGACGAGAGUUUCUACAACUCGCCGAGCGAAGAAGAGGACAGGUUUGUUGCACAACUCUACAAGUUCAUGGAUGAGAGAGGCACACCGAUAAACAAGCCACCUGUGCUCACAGGCCGUGAUCUAAACCUGUUCAAGGUGUUUAGAAUCGUCUAUGGUCGAUUUGGAGGUUACAACAAGGUGACGAACCAGAGCAAGUGGAAGAAGGUGCACAAGCGGCUGAAGCUUCAACCGAGUACGCCGGGCAGUCUGAGCAGCCUUAAGAGCGCGUAUAAGAGGUACCUGCACAGCUUUGAGGACUUCUACCGUAAGCUCGGCAGCACGAUGGGAUCGACGGGGCGGCCGUGCCGCGCACGAGAGUCCUCGGGCCGCGGCAUCGGCCUCGGACGCGACCUCAUGAGCCCCGCCGCGCGCAGCAAGGUCAAGGCCAAGGAGGCGGCGGCGUGCGAAGAGAAGACGCCCACUAAGGACACAAAGGCACAGGAGGCUGAGGCGUCGAGAACUGCUGAGAAGAUGAAGAGUAAGGAUGCGGAGACGGAAUCUAGCAAGAAAGACGAGAAAGAAAUGGAGAAGGCCACGGCCGCGAAAGGGAAGGAAACAGCACAAGCUUCAAAGUCCAAAGAAGAGAAGGUGACACCAAAGGGUAAAGAGGAGAGAGAGAAGCCAACCCCACGAGGAAGAGAAGACAAGCCAAAACGGGAGACAAAGGUAAAAGAGGAAAAGUCAAAACCAACGAAAGAGAAGGCAAAAGCAGUUGUAAAGGAAGAGGAGGUUGAAGAGCUAACACCAAGAAGACGCGGUCGUAAUCGACUGUCGUCGCUGUGUAAAUCGGAGACACAAACCGAUGCCAAGAAGGAGGAGCCAGCGGCAGAGAAGGAGACGGGCAGGAGGAAGGAUGACUCGAGGCAGGGCGGCGCAGGCGACAAUAGGAGGAGCGGGGAGAAGGCCACGCGGAGGCUCUCCACGAAGGCAGCCGGCGAGGCGACCGACAACGACAGGGAGGCGUUGGAGGCGCCGUCUGGUGGCUCGUCGUCGCAGGGGUACUCGAUUGGCGAGAGGGUGAACAUUCGCUACGGCCACGGAGAGAAUCAGAGCGUUUACGAGGCGAAGGUUGUGGAGAUAGGAGAGGAGCAUGGAGAUCGCACGUACAUGGUCCACUACCAAGGCUGGAACUUUAGGUAUGACGAGUGGGUGAAAGCCUCCCGAAUAGUCAACUCCGCAGAACACUCAGGACGCAAGCGCAAGAAGAACCCGCCUGGCCCAAACCACAAGUCCCGCAAGGGGGGUCCGGCGAGUCAGAUGGCGGCGGCAACGACGUCACGGCAGCAGAUGAAGCGUGGACGUCCGCCAUCCAGCCUCUCUCUGCAGGCCAAACCCGCAUCGCCUGCAUCGUCCACGCGCGACCGCUCCGUGACCCCGUCCUCCUUGCACGAACGCUCGGUGACGCCCUCUGGUGGCAGCGCGGGGAACAAGGAUCGCGCGACGGCUCAUGCCGUGUGCCGGGCGACACGUCAGAACAGCACGGGAGAUCUCGCUACUGGGCUGAACGUGGGCGUGGUGAGACCGAGGAAAGCAACUCGCACAUCUGGCAUAUCUAACACGUCAUCGUCAUACGAUAACGAUGCAGAUGAGGAGGCGGGAGCGGAGGGAGACAGCCAGGAGAACUCCCCCGAAGUCGCGGCCCCCAAGCGCUCCGUACGGUCGCCGGCCUCCUCCGCCGCCGCCGCCGCGGCAAAGGAAGCCUCUGCCUCCUCCUCCCCGGUCGUCGAGGAGAAGCCGGCCCCUGCUGCGGAGGAGGGGAAGUCCGACGAUGAGGAGAAACCGACGAGGAGGAAGGAGGGAAGCCGCGGCAUCGUGGAGAGGAAGUCCCGGGAGAGCCGCGCGGCUGAGCGGAGACCCGCAAAGGAGGAGCCGGCGAAGGAGGAGAAGGAGGGGGUGAAAGAGGAGGAGGAGGAGCGGGAGGAGGAGGAGGUCGAGAGAGAGAAGCCGGCUGAGAACGUGUCGGAGAGAAAGCCUGUGGAGCGGGAGCGGGAGAGGGAGAGGACCCCGAUCCUGGAGGCCCUGGCCGCCGUCGGAGCGAGAGCGAGGGACGCAGAGGAAGCCGCGGGGAAGGCAGCAACGGCAGCCAGGGAGGCGCCAGUGCGACCCUCCGCCGCACCGCACGCUGCCGCGGACGAACCCGCAGAGAGGAAGGUCGUGGCGGAGGUCGCGCAGAUGACGGAGACCGAAGAGGUAGCCUCCCCGGAGAAGCCGAAUGAAGGAAAGCCCGGGAAGGGCAGGGAGAAGCCGGCGCGGGGAGGAGGAGACGUCACGGCCGAAAGGACCCCGAAACGCGGCAAGUUUUCUGUUGCCGCGGCGACGAGGGAGGGAGAGGCGGGCGCCGGGAAACCGCCGUCGAAAACCAGACCCAAGGACGCGGAGCAGGAGGCGCCACCAGAGGGCGCCCCCGCGGCGCCGCAGCCGGCCGAGGCGCCACCGUUCAAGGAGGAGUACACGAUAUCGGACGAGAUUGAGCGCAUCGUCGAGCAGUCGAUGAAGGAAUCUCUCGCUCGCGAGAUGGCCACCGCUGCUGUCGCCACCGCCACCACCGCCCUGCCCUCCCCGGCGCCGAAGGAGGAGAAGAAGGGGGAGGGCGCAACCGAGAAGGACUCCAAGCGAGCCGGAAAGCCGCCCGCGCAGAAGAAGGAGACGGCGGCGGCGCGAGGCGGCGCGGCGGCGUUCGCGGGGAAACGGACGAGCAGCCGCAGCGAGGGGGCGCCACCGACGAAGGGCAACGCGAUUGCGUCGCCGUACGACUUUCCCGACAGCACUUCGGACGCGAGCGAGGCGGGGGAGGAGGUGCCGUCGUCGACGACGACGACGGGGGAGGUCUCGGGAGAAAGGCCGCGCGCGAAACCUCGCGAAAAGAAGACCCCGCAGAGAAAGCAGCGUGAGGAGAAGGCGGCGGCAGAGGUGAAGGUCACCGCGUCGGCGAGGAGGAAGCGCGGGAGGGCCGGCGGGGAGAAGUCGCCGGAGAGAGGAGCCGACGCUGCGUCGCCCGGUGUUGCCACGACGACGGAGGCGAGGACAGACGUUGAUGACGUUGCCGCGGCGACAGCGGGAGGCAGGAGUAAGGUUGCGAACGAGUUCCUCGUUGUGGUGCCGACCGCGAUCGUUCAGGAGGGUAAGAUGGAGACGCCGGCGACGGCGACGAUGACGCAGAAGUUGGCCGCGCACCAAGUGUCGCCCGCACCGCACGCUCGCCCCGACAGCGGCGCCCUGUCUGACGGGUCGUCGUGCGAGCGUGCCGCCGCCGCCGGGCAGCCGUCUUCGUCGAAGGAGCAGGAGCGACAGCGCUCCCUGCUGGACAACACGCCGCCGACGACGCCCGAGUAUUCGCCCGCGCGCGAAGCCAUGGAGAUCAGCUCGUGCGACAGGUCGCUUAGCAGCAUAGACGUUGACAGCUCCGGCAACAGCUCUCCCGAACACAUGGGCGGAACGUGCCGCGUCGACGCCAGCUCAACCUCUGACAGCAUCAGCAGCAUCGACGUCGCCUCGGCAACGAAGCAGCAGCAGGUGGCAGAGGCAGAGCCACCUAGCAGGAAGAGGCGGCAGAGAAGAGGGACCAGUAUGAGCAAGGCAGCGAAACCGAAACCAAAACCGGGAGGGGGCACUGACAGCGAGGAUGGAAUGGCUGAGGACAACAGUCAGUCGUCUAGUCAGCCGGACGUAGGAAGCCCAUCUCAGGACCCCCGCCACAAGCUUCCCAUCGUACCGCCGCCCGACCGCCAGCCCAAGUGGAACUUCUGUGCUAUCGACUCGAGCCUCGAGGGAGAGGAGCGAAUCAACUUCCUGCAGGAGCAGCUACAAGAGCUGCGCCGCGUCUACAUGUCUCUCAAGUCAGAGGUCGCCUGCAUCGACAGACGACGGAAACGACUGCGCAAGAAGGAGAGGGAAGCCUCCGCAUCAACGUCGCAGAUGCAGAUGCCUGUUACCGUGGAGACAACGUAACGGCUUCACACGUCCCUCACCACACCUCGCACCAACCCACCGCUGACAAGGGAGCGAUAGAGGGAGAGACACAGAGAGAGAGAGAGAGAGAGAGAGAAAAAGCGAGAGGCAGAUAGAGAGGGAGAGA